UCAUGACUAUCCUUCUUUUGUUCACCCAAAACCCGAUCGAUAAUACUGUAGAUUCCUUUGAUGACUCGAUCUUUCAAGCUUCAUGCUCCUGUAAAUCUUGCGUCAUGGGUUUUAUGGACGAUGACUGGUUCAUUUAUCGAUACGACCCCAGCAUUACACCUCUGCUGAACAGAAAAAACAGCGUGUUACGUCGAGACACCUACAGAUGGUGGAGGGGUCUACAGCCAUCAAUGUUCAGGAUCAACUACACAGAGGUGGUGGAUCAGAUGUUUUCUCUCUUCCCUGAUAAAGAGCACUACUCAGACGCCGGUCCAGAUCGCUGCAGAACCUGUGCUGUGGUGGGAAACUCUGCAAACCUUCUGGGAUCCCAUUAUGGGUCUCUAAUAGAUUUCCAUGAUGUUGUGAUUAGGAUAAAUAAAGGCCCGACAAAAGGUUACGAGAGGGAUGUGGGGUCAAAGACAACUCACCGGAUUCUGUAUCCUGAAAGCGCCAUGGACUUGGACAACUCAACCCAUUUGGUGCUUUUUCCCUUUAAGAUUCGCGACAUGCAGUGGCUCAUAAGUACCUUCACCACUAGACACAUCACACGCACCUACACACGAGUCAAACCUUCAAUAAAAGCAGAUGAGAACAAGGUGAUGGUCCUCCAUCCUGCUUUCAUAAAAUAUGUCUAUGAAAAAUGGCUUCUGAAACAUGGCAGAUAUCCAUCUACAGGCUUCAUUACAAUAAUAUUUGCCAUGCAUAUCUGUGAUCAGGUGAAUGUCUUUGGGUUUGGGGCUUCAAAUACUGGAACCUGGCAUCAUUACUUUGACAGAACUCGCACUCACUAUAAAGGCGGCCCUCAUGGUGGAGACUUUGAAAACAAAACAAUCCAUCAACUUCAGCAGAGAAACAAGAUUUCAAUAUAUAAAGGAUAUAGAUAAGACCAGGAAUAGACAUUUUAUGUUUAACAUUUAUGUCAUUUAACAUUUAAGUCAUUUUGCUAACAUUUUUAUGUUGAGGCCGCAUGACCAUAUGUUUAUAAAACUAUAUAACUUUCUUGUGGCCAAGAGUUUAAUGUGUUAACAGACCUUAUGAUUAUCCCAGUUUUGCAACAUUCACACAGGUUUGUUUACGCAUUAAACAGAGAAACAAGAUUUCUAAAUAUAAAGGGAUAAAUAAGACUUCUUCCAUUUAAUGAAGGAUCUCAAAAUGGUGUGUAAAACAAAACAAAAUGGCUACAAAAUUGAUGCAAAAAUGAAAGACAAAUAAAUAUAUGUUAAUAUGAAUGUUAGCUAACUAUGGUAACAAUGUUUUAGGAGCUGUAGCAAAGGUUCUAUAUUGUCCUACUCGUAUUUAUAAUACUGUAUCAACAAACAUAUGGUUUGUACCUGGUGUUCUUGUACUAAAGUAGCCAACUAAUCUGUUAGACAUUUUGAAUGUUUGUAUGGUUAUUCAAAUUAUAUUUUGGUUGAAACAAAAAAUUAAU
Carassius gibelio (silver crucian carp) is the source of this 1468-nucleotide messenger RNA. RefSeq names its product CMP-N-acetylneuraminate-beta-galactosamide-alpha-2,3-sialyltransferase 2-like. Lineage: Eukaryota; Metazoa; Chordata; Actinopteri; Cypriniformes; Cyprinidae. The coding region runs from base 3 to 923 and encodes 306 amino acids. The record is from RefSeq and is a predicted model, not a curated record. The transcript is spliced from 6 exons. Gene Ontology annotation, molecular function: beta-galactoside (CMP) alpha-2,3-sialyltransferase activity.